AAUCAAAACAGUUAAAAUUUGACAGCUCGGCAUCGUUCCGCUAAAGGUUUAUAAAAUGCAAUGGAAAAUGUUACUGUCACUGUUAAAAAUAAACUACAUUAUCUAGCCAACAUAUUUAGAGAUUGGGGCUACUUUUUAUCCGACUGUCGAGGAAUGCUAACCCGAGGAAAAGGUUCUUUUGUCAAGUUUUUCUAGUAGCUUUUAGCGGCUCUUCUCCGGCUAGCUGGUUAGCUCCCCCGGCUAACGAAAGUUGCUCCAUGGUGAUCUAUGGGCUGAACAUGACCAUAUAUAGACCGGCCACAGAGCUCCCUCGCCGGUGAAAUGUAAACGGUGACUCGCUCAGGAGGCUGACAAAGGGCAAGCAAAAACAAAACUCAGCUGGAAGGGAAAAAAGACACCCAGCGUGCUAGCUUCACCAUGUCAUCUGACCAGAUUAUUGCCAUCGUCAUGGAUGACAAAAUCUACGAGGUGAAUAAAAAGAAGCUGAUAGAGAAGAGCGACUAUUUCCGUGCACUGUACAGCUCUGGUAUGAGGGAGUCUACGGAGGACUCCGUGCAGCUGCAGGGGCUCAGCGUCCCCGGCCUGGAGCUGGUCCUGGAGUUCAUCAACACCUCCAAAGUCCAGGUUGUCAACGAGACUCUGGAGGACCUGAUUGAGACUGCCUCCUUUUUACAGGUCACCUCCAUCCUCAAGCUCCUGACCUCGGAGAUCCGGCUGGACAACUGCGUGGAGCUCUACAGCCUCUCUGAGGUUUAUGGCACUCACGAUCUGCGUAAUGCUUGCCUCAAAUACAUGAGCUGCUACUAUCAUCCCAUGCUGAGGCGGCCUGAGUUCAGCAGCCUCCCCUUUGCUGUUAGAGACCAGGUCAGGGAGAUGCGCAUGAAAGGCACCGCCACUUUGAUAGCCAUCGGAGACUUCACCUGUCUGUCCUUGGAUGUGCCUGAUCAGGAUGAACCCUGGUCCAUGCUGAGGUAUGGAGAGGUGGAGCAGCGCUGGAAACCACUUGCAAACAACCUGCCUCAAGAUAUGAUCAAUGUCAGGGGAUACGGCUCAGCUGUCCUCGAUAACUACCUGUUCAUAGUUGGUGGUUACAGGAUGACAAGUCAGGAGAUCUCUGCUGUGCACUGCUACAACCCCUGUCGGAACGAGUGGAACCAGGUGGCUCCGCUCAACCAGAAGAGGUCCAACUUCAAGUUGCUAGCAGUUCAAGGGAAGCUGUACGCUGUAGGAGGCCAGUGCCUGGGCACGGUGGAGUGCUACAGCCCGGAGCAGGACUGGUGGACAUGUGUGUCCUCAAUGCCCGACCCGCUGGCGGAGUUUUCCGCCUGUGAAUGCCAGGGUAUGAUCUACGUCAUGGGUGGAUACACUGCAAGAGAUAGGAACACAAAUGUCCUUCGCUACUGCCCCACCUCUGACACCUGGACAGUGUUUCGGUCCUGUUCAGCCCACAUCCGCAAGCAGCAGAUGCUCUCAGUGGAGGACACCAUCUACCUGGUUGGCGGCUACACCCACGAGCUGGAGCCGGGCCGAAGGCAGCGACGUCCCAGCCAAACAGAGGAUGUACUGACGGUGCAGUCCUACAACGUCACCACGGGGGAGUGGAUCCAGCUGAAGGAGAACACGUCCAAGUCGGGCCUGAACCUGACGUGCACGCUGCACAACGACGGCAUCUACAUCAUGAGCCGGGACGUCAGCCUGCCCACCAGCCUGGAGCACCGUGUCUUUCUUAAAUACAAUAUUUUCUCCGAUGCCUGGGAGGCCUUCAGGCGCUUCCCGGCUUUGGGACAGAACAUGCUGCUGUGUUCGCUUUACCUCCCCAACAUGCUAUGACUGACAGGGCUGAUGGGAAAGACUGCAGUGAACACUAAGAGAUAGUGGAGCCCCUGCAGCAUUAAUAUAAGUCAGUGUGUGGCUUGCUUGUUCUUGCACAGAAUGGGGCUCUGUGGCAUUGGUGGGAACAGUGUCUGGUUGCCAGGUUGAACACCUUGUGACCUCUGUGCCUCAAAAAUAAAAAGCACUACAUUGUACAUACUGCUGUGGAUGCAAAUACAAAUGCUACAAUGACAAGUAUGAAAGCGAUGAAGCGCCAUGGCCCGUAGGUCAACAGCAUCGUAACAGCUAACCCCAGUUUGUGCCUCUCAUGUAUUAGCAUUAAAUUUACAUUUAAAUCACAGUGGUAAUCACCUGUUUCUCUGAAAAUAAUUACUCUGCAGUGUUUGAAAAACCCACUUAUGGCUAUUCUGAAGGUAUUUUCAGAAUCCUCAGAUCCACCAUCACCAAUCCUCCACCAUCUGGAUGAAAAUUAUUUUGCAUACUGGACAAUGAUGAUGAAGAAAAUGAUUUUUAACCUGUUUUCCAAUUUACGACUCUUGUUUCCUACCCAGGUGCAUCAUUGUUUGGUUUGGGAAUAAAUUAAAAAAUCACACAGCAAGCUGAAUAUUCAAUCCAGAUGGUUAGAAGAGUCUUUUAGGAUUCUGAAAAUACCUUCAGAACAGUGGUAAGUGUUUAACAACCUUCUGGCUUUUUCAAACAUCGGUGGGUUAUUAUUUUUCAGAGUAACAGAUGGUUGCAACUGUGAACUGAACAUAGUAUUAAUACAUGAGAGGCACAAACUGGGGCUACAUAACAGCAUGCUUUUAAAUCUAUGGGCCACAAUAUUCCUGAUGUUUACACUCCAAAUACGGCAUUGGUGUACAUGUGUACAUGUUUAUCCAUAAUUCACUACGAACCUUAAAAUAUCUCAUAAACAAAACACAUUUCUUGUCUUUAUGUAAUGUACAUAGCAGAUAAUCAUGAGAAAUGGCUUUGGUUUUACACUGCCAGUUUUAUGGAAAUUAGAGGUUCCUUGAAAGUUAUUGUGUGGGAUGUGAAGUGGCUCAGAGGGAGCUUCAUGUGUUGUACGCACACUUGCACACUUGUCUUAUUUUCCAGAGAUACACAAAGCAAAGCUUAAAAGCGCAAUUCCAUGAAAUGAACGAUGCACAUGUGCCUUCUGCAACCUCAGUUAAUGGGAACUUGAUACAAAAAAAAAAAAAAAAAAAAGCACAAAAUGCAAAACUUUGUUACAUUGCCAGCAACUGACCAAAACUGCUGUGUUUAAUUUUCCUCUCUGCUAAAGCAGAUUUUGUUUUCAAAAAGUACUUCUCAGUUCCUUGAUUGAAUAAUGGGUGUGUGCAGAUUUGAAAAACAAGCCUCAAAGCAACAUUUGUUUCUUAAACUCUUGAGUUCUGAGUAAAUGCCGCACUUAAAACGUUUGAUUUGGUGGAUUUCAGCUUUUCUCUGCAUUACUUAUCUGUUUGACAGUUUGGAAAUUUAGGUGACAAUAAAGAUGAUGUUCAGGGGUCUGUUUUCACGUCC
This is a messenger RNA of Toxotes jaculatrix (banded archerfish), 3357 nucleotides long. RefSeq names its product kelch-like family, member 42 (gene klhl42). Lineage: Eukaryota; Metazoa; Chordata; Actinopteri; Toxotidae. The record is from RefSeq and is a predicted model, not a curated record. Bases 418 to 1830 code for a protein of 470 amino acids. Gene Ontology annotation, molecular function: protein binding. The transcript has 3 exons.